AGUCUUUUGACUUUUCUCCAAAACGGACACGCCCACUUACCAGAUGAUAACUUUUCAUUCAGAUCCAGUAAACCAAUAGUGAAGGAAGGAAUAUAGAAGAAAAUGAAGGUAUUUUUAUUCAUAUUAUUGAGUUUAGCGACAAAUGCCCUGUGCGGAGUACCAGUACUGGUUUGGGAGACCAGCCCAUCCAUCGGAAAGGCUGAGAUCAUCCCAGCACUCUCACAAUUGGACACCGAUGACUUUUCCAACUACCUUGUCAAGAAGGUGCACGUUCACAAACCGCUCAUCGUCCUGUUCGAAGAAGAGACUUUGAGUAUAGAGGAUUUCAGCUGGAAAGACUCACAGCAAAGAGGCUCAUUCCCAAAGCUUCAGAAUCUCACGGGGAUGUCUUCCAAAGUCGAGUUCCUCUCAUCGGUUGUAAACCCACUCAACGCGCUUAAAGACUUGGUCGCCAGCCACGACUACGUUUGGAAGAAAUACGACAAAGAUUUACCCGUCAAACCGAAUGUUGUCCUUGAGGUGAAGCUCGACGAUCCUCUUCCCAACGAAGACCGCCCAGACCUUCUUCGCAGACAUGAUACCGACAUUGCCGAGAUAUAUUCUCAACUUCUGGCAUCGCAUUCUAGAAUUGUUGCUUUAUUCACCGGCAAACACAGUUCAUGGGUUGAAGUCGAUUUAAACAGAGUUAGAAGAGAUGCUGAACCAACUAGUUUUGUCUAUGAGUCUAAAACUAUUAAGAUGGAGACACCAAAGCCAGUCACUUUAAAAACCACUACUGAAACUUUCAACCUAGAUAAUCCGACAGAAACAAAAUCUGACACGAGAGAGUCUUUCUUGAGACUGAUUUUGAAAUUCUCUAAAAAAGGAAAUGAAUCAGACUCGACAGGUAUCACACUUAGAAACCGAUUUGAUGAGUCUAAUGGCAGGUGGACAAUGAGCUCCAUUGAAAUUGUUAUUAAUGGAGAGACAGAUACCCUCGUCAGUUCAAUGGAUGUUUCAGCUCGCUUUGGAAGGUCUUUUAAAUCUACUGGGAAGGUCAUAUUCAAAAACAAAAGUGGAAACCUUACUCUGAUCUUCAAUGGCUUACAGGCUGAAGUUUACAAAGGUGCUGCUGAAAAAGAUGGUGCCAAAGAAUUCUCUUUACCUGAUGUUCCCGAGGCGGUAUUCUUUACCGCUCCGAUUUGGUCCGGCCUUCUUACAUCUUUCCUUCUCAUUAUGAUUCUAACAUACGGAUUUCUUAUGCUGUCCGACAUCAAAACAAUGGACAGGUUUGAUGAUCCCAAAGGUAAAACAAUUCAAGUAAACACAGGCGAUAAUUAAUUCUCGGCAUUUCUGUAAUUGAGCACCGACUGAUAAAUUGAUGUACAUUCCAACUUUUAUUUUUCCAAAAUUUAUAAUUAUCUCAUUAAUUUUUUUCCUUUAGAAUGGGUAAAGUAUCAACCUUAGUACAUUGUUGGUGAUAAUUAGGUGUAGAUGUUUAGUUAUUGUUUUUUUGUAAAUAUGAAUGUAAUUAUUUGUAAAUUCCCCAUAAAUUGGCGACUAAAAUUAAAAAUGUAUAUAAGCAUGGGUGUGACACCAUGUGUGCAUUUACAAUAUUUCAUUUCUUUUGUAAAUUGUCAGCAUUGUAAUUAUUUUGAAACAUCUAUAUUAAUGUACAUCUCAGUAUUAAGUUAAUAUUUUCAAGUAAAA
Messenger RNA from Cimex lectularius (bed bug), 1689 nucleotides. It is a transcript of the gene VhaAC45, whose product is annotated as V-type proton ATPase subunit S1. Gene Ontology annotation, cellular component: proton-transporting V-type ATPase complex. The transcript is spliced from 4 exons. Bases 103 to 1320 code for a protein of 405 amino acids. Lineage: Eukaryota; Metazoa; Arthropoda; Insecta; Hemiptera; Cimicidae. The record is from RefSeq and is a predicted model, not a curated record.